AUGGGCACCGCCCUGUCCACCUCGUGGGCGUCUCUCCCGCCCAUCGCCGAGUUCUACCCUCCAACUCCGGCGGCUUACACUACCGUGGUCACGGUCUUCCAAUAUUUCCCGGUGUUUACUAUCCUGCAAUGGCUUCUCUCGUGGCAUCCAGCGGGGAAAACAUCCCUCAAAAGCUCCAUCUUCAAUAUCCCAGGCCGAGUCGCCUGGUGCGCGAUGGAGAUCGUUGGUCCCGUCAACUUGCUCUACAACCUUUCUCAGAGCACUCCAUCUUUGACUGAGUUGCCCGCAAUCAACCAGCUGGUCGCGGCUCUUUAUUGCAUCCAUUAUGCCAACCGCGCCGUGAUCUCACCCUUCUUCUCGGCACCGAGCAUGUCGCCCAUUCACGUCUUCGUGAUUGUCAGUGCAAUGAGCUUCAACUGGUUUAAUUCGUCUGGUCUAGCCGCAUGGUUAUCCGGGUACGAGAUUCCCAUCGCUGGGUACCGCAUCAGCGGCGCCUCGGCCCUGGUUUCUUCUUCCAUGCCCUCUGAUUCGCUCUCGCUGGUUCAAAUCCUUCCAGUAGUCGGAACUGCCGUAUUCAUCAUCGGCAUGGCUGGUAACAUCUACUCAGAGACGGCACUCUUCCGUCUCAGGAGGGAAGAAGUAGAGAAGCGCGUCGAAAAGAAAUCAGACGACAAAGCCCCUGCUGGCGGUGCCAACAAGUUCCACAAGGUCUAUGUGAUCCCGCCAGUGCAGGGCGUCUUCCGAUCUAUCUUGUACCCGCACUACGUCUUUGAGUGGCUGGAGUGGACUGGAUUUGCUCUCGCUGGAGUCGCGGUGUUCCCCCUUUCUCUGUCUACCAAGCUCGGCACUGCCACUAGUGCGGUCGUCGCUCCACCGCUUCAGCCUGCGCCGUGGAUUGUCCCUGCUGCGUGGGUGGCGGAUCGAUUUGGAGUUCCUCUCCCUCUGCCAGCUGUGCUGUUUGUUAUCAAUGCCAUUGCUAAUAUGCUGCCUCAUGCCCGGUGGGGCCGGAAAUGGUAUGUCGAGAAGUUUGGGGACAAGGGUGUCGCUGGAAGAGGUGCUGUGGUGCCUUGGUGCCAAUGGAUGUGA
Molecule: messenger RNA, 1086 nt
Organism: Penicillium cataractarum
Lineage: Eukaryota; Fungi; Ascomycota; Eurotiomycetes; Eurotiales; Aspergillaceae
Product: 3-oxo-5-alpha-steroid 4-dehydrogenase family protein
Exons: 2
Coding region: 1-1086 (361 amino acids)
Biological process (GO): lipid metabolic process
Molecular function (GO): oxidoreductase activity, acting on the CH-CH group of donors
Source: RefSeq, a predicted model, not a curated record